GCCAGCACUUGCAGCCCUGGUGUUCUCACCAAGUCUGCAUCUACAUGCAGCCAGUGCUUCUGCGAGGCCGCCAGCCUCUUCCUGGAUCCAAGCGAUCUCAACCGGUACUGCGAGAGCUGCUGGAUUGAGUAUUACGGGCACCCACCUUCUCGCUCGGAGCUGGCGCUGGUUCCGGUAGAGGUGUCAGAGCCUUUGGCAGAGGAAGUCCUUGCAGAGGCCUGGUCGGAGCAAAUUCUGCCAGGUUGGCCUCCACCCUUUGUGUCAGGCAGAGUACUUCCGGACGACGGACCAGAAACGUGGACCUUCGUGCGGAUGCGCUUGCGCCGUGACAUCUGCGGUGGCCAUGCGCGGGAACAGCUCAGCAGCUUCGGCCUGGCAACGGGAGAAGUCCUCGCCCAAAGGUAUCAGGUGGAACAUCCUGUUGGCGAAGGACAUUUCACAAAGGCUUUUCAGGCCCGUGAUCUCAAAGAAGGUCGGCAGGUGUGUGUGAAACGCCACAGGAAUCUUCCCAUUGAGGCCUUGAGCGAUUUGUAUGUCAUUGGACAACGGCUGCAGGAAGUGGACCCAGGUGGGAGCUUUUUUCCAAUGCUUGUUGAUGCCUUCUACGACUCGGUAGGCUACACAGUCGAGAGCAUGUUAGAGGGCCGCAAUUGUUUGGCACUGUCUACCGAGCCGAGUUUCUUCCAAGACUUGGGGAAGCUACGGCUCGUGGCUUUUGGAGCUCUUUCAGGUUUAGUGAUGUUGGACAAGGCGGGCGUCGUUCACAACGACAUCAAGCCGGACAAUCUUAUCUGGACCGAGGUCCAUGGCUCUGGUCCUCGUGUAAAGAUUGUGGACUUCGGAUGCGCCCGUCUUGACCAUCGUCAUGAAAGCGGCCGCAAUUGGGCUCUUGCCGAAGGUGGCGCUGGUCAUUUGGGCAAGUGGGCUCCUGAGAUGACCCUCCGCCUCGCUAUUGGGCAUCGCGCAGAUGUUUGGGGUACUGCCGUAUCUUUGUGUGAACUGCUUUGUGGGCGCACGGUCUGGCGAUCGGAGAUGGACACAGCGGAGGUUGUGAUGACACAAGCGCUUGGUUUAUGUAAUCUACGUGACGGCGUGCCGCCGUCUCUUCUCCGACGAAGUCCACUGGACGUUCGCCAGCUCUACACCCCGGCACCGCGGCACUGGCCACUACGGCGAAAUGCCUCUGGCCAGAUGGAGACGCUUAGGUCUGCGGUCUCAUACACGGCUGGUAAGAGAGUAAUUGGUACAGUGAAAUCCCUGUAUAAGAUCCCAAUUCCGCGAGAGUAG
This is a messenger RNA of Symbiodinium necroappetens, 1287 nucleotides long. NCBI's taxonomy places the organism in Eukaryota, Dinophyceae, Suessiales, Symbiodiniaceae. The record is from the annotation of a GenBank genome assembly.